AUACAGUUCGAAUUAUUACAUCUUUUGUGUAUUUUAACUUUGUUUUGUAUUAUUAGUUUUUUGUAAGUGCUUUAAGAACCUAGAAAAUUGCCAGCGAUGCAAUGUAUCAAGUUUUCAUUAGUGGAUACCGUUUGGCCGAAGUGUCACACGGCAAGCCUUAUUAUGUUUACUGUAUUGAGGUUCUGGAGUCCGAAAGUGGUACACGAUACUUUAUUGAGAGAAGAUACAGCGAAUUUAAUGCGCUACAUCGCACGCUGAAGAAAGAAAACGCGGAUGUUGCUCCGUUUCCGCCGAAGAAGGUAAGAAAUUCCCAACCGAAGGUGCUUGAGCAAAGGCGAGCAGCAUUGGAACUGUACAUCCAGAAAAUGUUAAGGCUCUCAGCCACCAAGCAACAGGUUCUCAAUUUUCUGGGUAUAGAAAGUCCAACACCCGGUGUGCCGUAUAAAAAUACGUACAAGGAUACGGAAGGAGAACAAUACGUCGACACCAGUGCUCUUGGCCAUCAACCUGUGUUAACUUUCCAUUGCGAUCCAUAUGUUCAGUCGAACAUUACAUCAAAUAGUCUUCCAGAUAUCGUUAUCAGCGGAGUACUUUUGGGUGUAUACAAGUCCUGAGAAGCUUAUCCUAAGCUCCUGCUUGUUACAAUAUCUUUUACGAAAAGCAUAGAAAGGACUACACGCUUCGUGAAAAGCUGCAGUUCUAUAUUAUUAUAAUUCGGAUGAAAAUUAGAAAGCCGGUUUUUGUUCGUUCCUCCUUAUCUUGCCAGAGAUAAAAAUAAAGCGGUUCCAUCCUGUGUAUAUAUAUAUAUAUAUAUAUAUAUAUAUAUAUACUAACGCUUCGUUGUCAGGAUACGCGACAAUGUGUAAUCUCUUUCGAAAUUCGAUUAACGAAGAACAUAAGAGAGAGAGAAAAUCGAGCUUGCAUGUGGCGCGAUUGCGUUUGUAUUAAUGUAAAAAGACCGGAUUUAAAAAUAAGGAUUUUAUACACAUCUAUGUAAUUAAGGGAUUUCACAGAAGAAAUAUAUGCUUUGAUAUAUUUGAA
Bombus pyrosoma is the source of this 1041-nucleotide messenger RNA. RefSeq names its product sorting nexin-24-like. The record is from RefSeq and is a predicted model, not a curated record. Lineage: Eukaryota; Metazoa; Arthropoda; Insecta; Hymenoptera; Apidae. The transcript is spliced from 3 exons. The coding region runs from base 102 to 614 and encodes 170 amino acids. Gene Ontology annotation, molecular function: phosphatidylinositol phosphate binding.